AUUCUUGGUGCAGAGAGUGUGAGAAGACAGUUCUCUUUGCUUUUGUGGGCGGGUCCCUAGUGGCCUCCCAUUUCAAAGAUGGGAAACCCAACGCAGCCGUAAGCAGCAGGAUAGUGUAGUGGUUAAAGCUAGGGCUCUGGGGACAGACUGCUGCAUUGAGGCCCAGCUCCAUCGCAACUAAGCUGUGAGCCCUUGGGCAAGUUCCUUAAUCUCUGUGCCUCAAUUUCCCCAUUUGCAAAGUGGUUAUGGUAAUAAUACCUGCCUUGUAGGGUCCCCAUGGGGAUUAGAUGAGUCCACAUUAAAGUACUUAGAGCUCUGCAUGGCACAGAGCGGGCUCUGAGAAUGAUGGCCGCUGUCGUUAGUGAGUCUCAGAGGGCAGCGCUGGCAGCAUCGAUGAGCCCCCAGUCCUGCCCACUGUGAUUCCCCGGAAUUGUUAUUCCUGCCCCCUCCCCUCCCUUCUGGGCCAGUGGCUGUCCUAGUGGGUCUCAGGCAUUGAGCACUGACUGUAUGCAGGCACUGCUUAAAGCACUUUAUGUACGUUGACUCGCUUCAUCCCAUAGUAACCCAUGGGGGUUAUUAUUAUUGUCAUUUUAUAACAGCUUUAUUGAGAUGUAAUUCACACACCAUUCGGUUCCCCCAUUUAGGUGUAUAAUGCAGUGGAUUUUAGUCUGUUCACAGGGUUGUGCAACCAGCACCACAAUCUAUUUUAGGACUUUGUUUUUGCUGCUCACUCCUAGCCCCCUAUUCCCACCUGUAGCCCUGGGCACCCAUUAACUAUCAACCAUUUUGUCUCUAUGGAUUUGCCUAGUCUGGACAUUGCAUAUAAAUGGAAUCAUGUAACCUGUGGUCUGCGUCUGGCUUCUUUUACUUAGCAUAAUGUUUUCCGGGGUCACCCGUGUUGUAGUGUCUAGUGUCAUUCCUUUUAUGCAUGAAUAAUGCUCCAUUGUAUGGAUAUAUAUAUAUAUAUACACACACACACCACAUUUUGUUUAUCCAUGCAUCAGUUGAUGGGUAUUAGGGUUGUUUCCACUUUUUGGCUAUUAUGAAUAAUGUUGCUGUGACCAUUCCUAUACAAGUUUUGGUGUGGAUGUGUGUUUUCAUUUCUCUUGGGUAUGUACCUAGGAGUGGAAUUGCUGGGUCAUAUGGAAACACUUUGUUUACGGUUUUGAGGGACUGACAGGCUGUUUUGCGCCAUUUUACAUUCCCAACAAUAAGGUUAUUAUUUCAAGUACUUUUGUCCCCAUGUUGCAUAUGAGAAAAUGAGGCACAGGGAGGCUAGUAAAUUGUGCAAGGGUCCUGGGGCAGAGCGGCAGAAACGGUGCUCCAAGCUGAGGAGAGGCCUGGUGUCUGUCCUCUGGGGUCUGCUUUUCCAGGCCUUGGGGCUGCAGGCCUGUCCUUUGGGCCUUUUGAACCUAGUUCCUUGACUGACCGCAGAGUGGUGGUGGAGCUGGUGGUGGUGCAGUGACCCUUGUGUGUUCAUGGUGUGCUGGGCCCUGUGCCGGUUUCACCUCCGUUCACCUCAUCCCCUGCUUCCAGCGGCCCUGUGAGGUGAGGACACUCCUGCUCCAGGAGUACCCUGUGCGCCCAGCCUCGAUGACCUACGAUGACAUUCCGCACCUCUCAGCCAAGAUCAAGCCCAAGCAGCAGAAGGUAGAGCUUGAGAUGGCCAUCGACACCCUGAAUCCCAACUAUUGCCGCAGCAAAGGGGAGCAGAUUGCGCUGAACGUGGAUGGCGCCUGUGCCGACGAGACCAGCACGUAUUCCUCGAAGCUGAUGGACAAGCAGACGUUCGUCUCCUCCCAGACCACCAGUAACACAUCCCGUUACGCCGCUGCACUCUACAGGCAAGGUGAGCUCCACCUGACGCCUUUACAUGGCAUCCUGCAGCUGCGGCCCAGCUUCUCCUACCUGGAUAAGGCAGACGCCAAGCACCGAGAGAGGGAGGCGGCCAAUGAGGCAGGAGACUCUUCACAGGACGAAGCAGAAGAAGAUGUGAAGCAGAUCACGGUACGGUUCUCCCGGCCUGAGUCGGAGCAGGCCCGCCAGCGCCGUGUGCAGUCCUACGAGUUCCUGCAGAAGAAGCAUGCCGAAGAGCCCUGGGUCCACCUGCAUUACUAUGGCCUGAGGGACAGCCGCUCUGAGCACGAGCGCCAGUACCUGCUGUGCCAGGGCUGCAGCGGGGUCGAGAACACAGAGCUCGUCAAAUCACCCAGUGAGUACCUCAUGAUGCUGAUGCCACCCAGCCAGGAGGAGGAGAAAGACAAACCCGUGGCCCCCAGCAACAUCCUGUCCAUGGCACAGCUGCGCACCCUGCCCCUGGCUGACCAGAUCAAGAUCCUGAUGAAGAACGUGAAGGUCAUGCCUUUUGCCAACUUGAUGAGCCUCCUAGGCCCUUCCAUCGACUCUGUGGCUGUUCUGCGUGGCAUCCAGAAGGUGGCGAUGUUAGUCCAAGGAAACUGGGUGGUGAAGAGUGACAUUCUGUACCCCAAGGACUCCUCCAGCCCUCACAGUGGCGUGCCUGCCGAGGUGCUCUGCAGGGGCCGAGACUUUGUCAUGUGGAAGUUCACGCAGAGCCGGUGGGUGGUAAGGAAAGAGGUGGCAACGGUGACUAAACUCAGUGCAGAGGAUGUGAAGGACUUUCUGGAGCACAUGGCCGUAGUGAAGAUCAACAAAGGCUGGGAGUUCAUACUGCCUUAUGAUGGGGAGUUCAUCAAGAAGCAUCCAGAUGUGGUCCAGCGGCAGCACAUGCUGUGGACGGGCAUCCAGGCCAAAUUAGAAAAAGUUUAUAAUCUUGUGAAGGAAACUAUGCCAAAGAAGCCAGAUGGACAAUCAGGGCCUGCUGGGCUGGUCUCUGGGGACCAGCGGGUCCAAGUAGCCAAGAGCAAGGCACAGCAGAACCAUGCACUGCUGGAAUGGGAGCUGCAGCGGAGGAAGGAGCAGAUCCGGGCGUCCUCAGUCCUGCCUGGUGUUCGGAUCAAGGAGGAGCCCAUGAGCGAGGAGGGAGAGGAAGAGGAAGAGCGGGAAGUGGGGGAAGACGAGGAGCCCAUGGACACCUCACCCAGUCGUGGCCUCCACAAUAGGCUUGCCAACGGGCUGCCUGCUGGGCGGGCAGCAGGCGGGGACAGCUUCAAUGGGCAUCCGCCCCCAGGCUGUGCCAACACCCCUGUGGCCCGGGAACUGAGGGCCUUCGUGGAGGCCACCUUUCAGAGACAGUUUGUGCUCACACUGAGCGAACUCAAGCGUCUCUUCAACCUGCACUUGGCCAGCCUGCCCCCUGGCCACAUGCUGUUCAGUGGCAUCUCAGACCGCAUGCUGCAGGACACGGUGCUGGCCGCCGGUUGCAAGCAGAUACUGGUGCCUUUUCCCCCACAGACUGCUGCUUCCCCGGAUGAGCAGAAGGUAUUCGCCCUCUGGGAGUCUGGAGACAUAAGUGAUCAGCAUCGACAGGUUUUGCUUGAAAUUUUUUCCAAAAAUUACCGGGUACGCCGGAACAUGAUCCAGUCUCGGUUGACUCAAGAGUGUGGAGAAGAUCUAAGUAAACAGGAGGUGGAUAAAGUGCUAAAGGACUGCUGUGUAAGCUAUGGUGGCAUGUGGUAUCUUAAAGGGACGGUGCAGUCUUGACAAUAGUUGCAAACCACUAACCCAACAGAUCCAAGCCCAAGGAAAGAAGGCAGAGCCAGCAGAGGUGGAAGUAGAUUCUCGAUUGCUUCAGAAGACGUGGAGCAAGAGGAACUGACCAUCUUGUGGCCUGGGGCGUUGCACUGUCCAGUGGACAGAGGGGAUCAUACUCAGCCAGUGGCAGGGUCAGCUUAAGUUAAAUCGCUCUCAGAAGAGACCAGCUGGGACCUUCUUUCAGUACGAUUUGAAAUUCCUCAUGUAUUUUGCUUAUUAUUUGGUUUCAUUCUCAUAAUAAAGAGAGUGUAUACUGACACGGGCAGGAUGAUGAAAAUCAUGGUUUAAUAUUUUACUUUUCAAACUUAAUGCCAACAAGGUCUAAGUUAUGUUUACAAGAUGAAGAAAACUUCAAGGUUUUUAAUAUUCAAAAUGCCUAGAAGCCAAUAUUUAGUCUUCAAUUAUCUAUAUGCUAAGACUUUUGCCAAUUUCAUUAAACCAAACUGAAUUGUUUUACCGUUGGGUUUCUGUGGCCGUUUUACCUUUUAAAACAACCUACUUUAUGUAGCAGUCUCAACCGUUUACGUGAAACCAUAGCAAAAAAUCAGAGUCGAAAUAAGUCCAUCUAUUAAUGUUUGCAUAAGGCUGCAAACAAAACCAGGUAAGUAUGGAAAAAUGUAAGUGAGGUUAUCACACUUUGAUGUAAAAAAAUUUAUAUUUUAUGUAUUUUUAAAAUAAAUGCUAAGACUAACCUGG
Diceros bicornis minor is the source of this 4368-nucleotide messenger RNA. RefSeq names its product RNA polymerase III subunit E (gene POLR3E). The coding region runs from base 1594 to 3621 and encodes 675 amino acids. NCBI's taxonomy places the organism in Eukaryota, Metazoa, Chordata, Mammalia, Perissodactyla, Rhinocerotidae. The record is from RefSeq and is a predicted model, not a curated record. Gene Ontology annotation, biological process: DNA-templated transcription. The transcript has 19 exons. Gene Ontology annotation, cellular component: nucleus; RNA polymerase III complex.